ACACUGACGGUGCUCUACGCGUGGUCCAGGGCCGCGCGCCUCCUCGGCCGCCCCGCCCCGCCCAUCCCCGACCUGCAGCCGGCGGCCGACGAGCUCGCCGCGCUGGUCCGCUCCGGCCUUGCCGGCCUCACCUCCGCCUCCCGCCGCGUCACGCAGGCCCAGCCCGGCUCCGGGCGCGUCUUCGCCUGCCUCGCCGCCGCCGCCCUGCUCGGCCGCCUCGCGCGCGACCUCCCCACCCUUUUCAUAGCUGGAACUGGAAUCUGUGCGCUCGGGCGGGUUGCUCUAUCCUCUCAUAACAAGUGGGGUUAGGGUGGGUUCCAAUGGGCUAAUAGGGUUAGCCCACUUAAUAUUCUGCCGGUCCAGUGGAAAUCCACUAAUGCAAUUUAAGUGGGAUGGGAUUCUUAGUCCCACUUAUUCCCACCCCCACCUGCAGCGUGACCCCGCGUCAUCCAAAGAAGCCAGCACGCCACAGCGCGGAAGAAAUCUGUUGCGUGUUAUCAAAAA
Molecule: messenger RNA, 504 nt
Organism: Triticum dicoccoides
Lineage: Eukaryota; Viridiplantae; Streptophyta; Magnoliopsida; Poales; Poaceae
Exons: 1
Source: RefSeq, a predicted model, not a curated record